GUAGUUUGUACCUCAUCAGACACUGUAGAGAUGUUUUUCAAGGUUGGUGCAAUCCGCGUGUCUAUGCUGAGCAAAAUAGCUAGCUACUGACCUUUCUUAAAAAUACGGACAAUAUUCUCAUGCGAGUUAUAUUUUUGCCGAGUUAUCUGUAGUAGUGAAGUAAAACGUGUAUUUUCAAUUAACGACACACGUCUUCGUGGCUAUUCCAGCUGUUUCCUAACCGUUUAAACCGACUAACAGCACUGACAGACAGCCGGUAAUCCUAUAUAUUUACUUCGUCCAAAGAUGCUGCAAAUGGAAGGACUUGGGCCAAUUAUGGACCCGGAGGAGAUGAAGAGGAAGAUGCGUCAAGAUGUGCUGUUUUCGGUCAGGAACUUUCUACUGUACGUCGCCCUGCUCAGAGUUACGCCCUAUGUCCUCCAGAAACUGGACUCUAUAUGAACAGCCUCCCUGCUGGUCGCUCUGACAACGUCAAUAACGACAACCGCAACAAAACUGGAUGCAUCAAGUCGGGACCGUUGCCAAGGGCGGCAUGUCAACUACAGGCAGGCACGGGGCUACACUGCAGCCAGGGGGCGCUGUAGCCAUGUCACAAAUCUGCGCAGCUACAGUUCAGCCCCCUCCAGCAUUUUUAUAUUUUAAAUUAAUAUAUAUAUAAAAAUCAGACAUCAUGAUAAUCUACUGUUUUCUCAGCCCCCCCAUGUAUUGGUCAAGCCCCCCCUUUAGCCCCGGGAGGGGAAAAAACCCUGGCCUCCUGUCUGACUACAGUGACCUGUUGGUUUUCAGCCGAUGCUAUGAAGCUGUUCGUAAUGCAUUGCCUAUGACAGUGUGCUGCCAUUGAUUUAGAGCAGUGACACAUCUUUAUUUUUAACAUUUUUUUUUUUAAACUUAAAUAAACAAAUUUUCAAGUGUUUUAGUUAUUGAUUUUAUUUUCUUUACAGACAGCCAGAAGCUCAUCUCAACCUUGACCCCAAACCUGACAUACAGAUGCAUCCAAGUCUGUUGACAUCCUUGCACCUUUCUUAAAUAAUUUUCGCUUAAUUUUUUCAAUCACUACUAAAACCUGAGAAAUGUGUAAAACAUUCUCCACAGCCAUUAAUGGGUUGUCAACAUUGCAUAAACCAUUGUGUGAUGUCCUCCUAACCAGGAACCUUUUCCACUCUUGGGAUGGUUCAACCAGACCUACGACAUAUAAUGUUGGCCGUGCUGCUUUAUUUACUAUGGAGGACAACUCAACUGACUAUAGUUUUAUUGGAAAUCACUGUUAUGUGAGGCUUGUCAACUGUCAUCCCCACCAGUGGCCACUAGAUGGGGCUAAUGUGUCAUAGACAGACAUGGGAAGUGGCCAAAUUAUGUGAAGCCUGGUCAAAACAAGUGAACCAUAACAGUUCAUGGUUUGGGGAGAAGGAAGUGAUGAAGGAGAAAGCGAGAGGAAUGUGGGGAGGGGUGAUGGAGGUGGUGUUUAAAAACGCCUCCAUCUUCUCCCUGUUUUUUGUUUCCAAAAAAUGUGAUGUUUAUUAAUGGGUGCUACAUCAAAAAACUUAGUCAAAGCCCUGUCAAACCUACCAGCAUUCACCUGUCUUGCCUCCAUGGCCUCAAUAACGAGUGCUGUUCUGUCUUAUUCAACACCUCUAUCAAGAUGACUCCCACCAAUUAAAAAAAAGUGAAUGCUUUGCUCCAGACUACACCUAUCUGUUCAACUGGAAAAAAACUGCCAUCGAUACAAAGAUUA
Esox lucius (northern pike) is the source of this 1732-nucleotide messenger RNA. Its product is annotated as mitochondrial import receptor subunit TOM5 homolog. The transcript has 2 exons. NCBI's taxonomy places the organism in Eukaryota, Metazoa, Chordata, Actinopteri, Esociformes, Esocidae. Gene Ontology annotation, cellular component: mitochondrial outer membrane translocase complex. The coding region runs from base 286 to 441 and encodes 51 amino acids. The record is from RefSeq and is a predicted model, not a curated record.